Prorocentrum cordatum is the source of this 393-nucleotide messenger RNA. Lineage: Eukaryota; Dinophyceae; Prorocentrales; Prorocentraceae. The record is from the annotation of a GenBank genome assembly.
AUGCGGCCCUCGCGGACGCGCCUCCAGUGCGCGCACGAGCAGGUCCGCCAGGUCCCGUGGCUGCCCCCUGCUGACCGCUGGCCAACGACCUGGCAGGCGCCGGAGAGCUGCGACAGCUGCGCCGCAGAGCUGCCGAGGGGUCUGGACGAGAGGGCGGCGAUGCGCUUCCAGAUCAAGGUGCGGCUCGAAGCGAGCGGGCUGGUGGUGACGGCCUACUCGCGCUCGCGCUGCAAGGCCGCGCUGCUGGCGGGCGACACGCUGGGCUUCGCCGACAGCUUCGAGGACCGCGGGGGAGUCUGCUGGGCGGACACGGCGGAGCUCCGCCGGCGGCGGGAGCUGGCGCGGGCCAGCCAGGGGCGGGCGCUCCCGAGCCAGAAGCGGAAGAGGGACUGA